AUGAACGAAGCAGAUGAUGAGGAGUGCAACAAGGCAAAUAACAGGGCCAACUCUACCUGGGCACAUGAUGCUGAAAGAUACGAAUGGGACAAAGCAGACGGCGAUGUUGGACCGCGAAAUGAGAAGUUGGAGAAAGAAUUGUUUCAAGGACAGCACAUCAAUCUGAUUAUCGAGUCCGAAGUUCGUGUCGGCCCAGUUAGCGGUUUCACGGAUGCCGGCCUCCAUCCUGUCAUUUUGGACAAUGUCCAACUCUGUGGUUAUCAGUACGCUACUCCGAUUCAAGCCUACGCCUUUCCAGCGGUGAUCAGGGGCCAUGACAUGAUUGGUAUUGCGCAGACAGGAUCUGGCAAGACUGCGGCUUUUCUCAUUCCAUGCAUUUCCGAGCUCAUGGGCAAAGUCAGAGAGCUCGCGGCACCCCGCCCUGGUUUGUACCCGGAGCUGGAUGGCAAACGUAUCUUUGAUGAAGCACGUCGUCUUUGCUACCGCUCCAUGCUCCGCCCUUGUGUCGCAUACGGUGGCGCCCCUGUUCGCAAUCAGAUCAAUCAGCUUGCCAAAGGAUGCGACCUCUUUGUGGCAACCCCAGGCCGCUUGCUCGAUACUAUGAGUCGUCCAGAUAUUCUCUCAUUGUCCCGUGUCAAAUUCACCAUCAUCAUUGAGGCAGAUGAGAUGCUUCACGGAGACUGGGAUAUCAAUGAGGAUGGUGACCAUCGCUACCUUCUUUUCUCUGCCACGUUCCCAAAGCGUGUUCGGAAGCUAGCUGCCAUGUACCUCGCCUCCGACCACGUUCAUGUCGGCGUUGGUCGUACUGGUUUAGCCCAUGCCAACGUCAAGCAGCACAAACAAGAAACUGCGGACUUCAUUGAUGACUACUUGUUCAACAUGGGAUUGCCAUCUACUUCCAUUCAUGCUGAUCGUACUCAAUGGGAGCGUGAGGAUGCACUUUGUUCCUUCAAGUCCGGUAAAUCCCUGAUUAUGGUUGCAACUGGAGUUAGUGGCCGUGGUCUUGACGUACGCAACGUAAUGCACAUCAUCAACUUCGACUUUCCUAGUGCUGAAUUCGGUGGUCGUAGCGAAUAUGUUCAUCGUAUUGCCUGGAGGUUCCGCAUUUCUCGCAGCACUUUAAAGUCUGAAGAUGGAGCUCUCAACUUUGAUGACGAAGACGAGCUAGAGAUGGGUAACAGUGAUGAGGCCGAUCAAGUUGGAGGAGACACAUGGUGA
Messenger RNA from Rhinocladiella mackenziei CBS 650.93, 1218 nucleotides. RefSeq lists its product as uncharacterized. Gene Ontology annotation, molecular function: RNA helicase activity; RNA binding; ATP binding. The transcript has 10 exons. Lineage: Eukaryota; Fungi; Ascomycota; Eurotiomycetes; Chaetothyriales; Herpotrichiellaceae. Gene Ontology annotation, cellular component: nucleus. Bases 1 to 1218 code for a protein of 405 amino acids. The record is from RefSeq and is a predicted model, not a curated record.